Messenger RNA from Colletotrichum graminicola M1.001, 1284 nucleotides. RefSeq lists its product as uncharacterized. The transcript is spliced from 4 exons. Lineage: Eukaryota; Fungi; Ascomycota; Sordariomycetes; Glomerellales; Glomerellaceae. The coding region runs from base 1 to 1284 and encodes 427 amino acids. The record is from RefSeq and is a predicted model, not a curated record.
AUGAAUCUACCCGCGCAGAACUCCGAGACGGUUCCGAUGAGCCACAAAGCACUACACAGAUUCUAUGAGCCGAUCAUCCUUCUCAAAGCUUUGAAUGUUGAGAUGAAGGACGCUGCCGACUUUGUCGAUUCUGACGACGCGGGACAUCGAAGAGACCCGGAAGAAAAGUUCGAAGCCUUCGUCUAUAAGCUGGCCCACGUGUGCGACAGCGUUAAGGGAAACCAAGGCGGCACGAUUACCUCGGUCAUGGUGCUAGAGCCACAUUUCGCAGAAGGUGACAUUAUCGAGUACCGGUUCGCCUCUAACGGCCGAACUGAAGAUGAAGCAGAGGUCACUUCGGAAUUUAUAAGGUCGCUUCUUGGUCACCUUCGCAUUGCGACAUUCCCAAACGACGAGCCAGCUGUGCGGAGAUGCUUGCUUAGACAUGUCCUUCUAUUCAAUCGAAGUCGGAUCGCGUCAUACCUGACGGCAAUACUUACGGAAGUUCAACGCUCUCUUGACAAGUGCUUGAUCGCUCAUGACGAUGACGAAGAUUUACUCACUAUCUGCAUGAUGCAAGGCAACACGAUUGCGACGACUUUAAGGACUAUUCUUGCCUUGCUUGAAUUCAAUUGGGGCAACGUACCGAUCCCGAGACCCAUUCGGUCGAAGAGCAUGAAGGCGGAAGGAAUUGUCGGGCGUAUGACGUCCGAUACAGAAGUUAUCGAAGUAUUUCGGGGUUUCGCCAGGGAUCUCCAGCUUCAAAAUCUCGACGCGAGAAUCGAAACCGAGUCUACGAAAAACACUUUCCGGCCAAUUGUUCAUUCGGAAAUCCUACUACUUGACAACCUCGAGAAACGCGGCCCCAUAACUCCCGAAAGGUUCUUCCACGGGUGGAUGUAUAUUGGUAGCAGCAAGCCCCUUUGUCGCUUGUGCCAGUACUACUUCGAUAUGCACCGCUCCGGAGUAAAACACCGUAAAAGCCAUCUGAACUUGUACACAAGUUGGAGGCUGCCCGAUGUCCUACGGUCUCAGGGCGCCAAGGGCGUGGAAAGAAGACAGAACAUGAUCAACAGAAUGACCGAAAGAGUUCGCCAUGACGUAUUCGACUUGAUACAGAAGAGAGUCCAGCCAAUGCACAGGAACCAUGAUAGCUUCACAUCUUCGGUGAGAUUCACGCUGGAUGGGAGGUGGGCCAUGGCCUCUACUGCCUCGGAUGUUGCGUCGCAAAUGGAAAGCUUGGCUUUGGAAGAUUAUGAGGAUGAUGAACAAGGUGGAGUUGCCUUGGCCAAGACAGAUAUUUAG